Molecule: messenger RNA, 1017 nt
Organism: Aspergillus glaucus CBS 516.65
Lineage: Eukaryota; Fungi; Ascomycota; Eurotiomycetes; Eurotiales; Aspergillaceae
Product: AAA-ATPase Vps4-associated 1 family protein
Exons: 5
Coding region: 147-698 (183 amino acids)
Biological process (GO): vacuolar transport
Cellular component (GO): endosome
Source: RefSeq, a predicted model, not a curated record
UUAAUGGGGAUGUUGCUAGAAAUCGUUGGUAAAUAGUCACAUGACAUCAUUUAGCAGAUAACAACCAUCCCACUUUCAUAAAAACACCCCGGAAUAUAAAUCGAACUUCAACAUAGCUCAAACCAACAACAACAAAGACCACGACAAUGUCCCUUCAAAACACCUGGCACCACCGUAAAGUAGCAGACACCGCCGCAAAAGCAUGUUUCAUCUGCUACAAACCUUCGAAUAGUGUUCUGAUCACGCCGGAUAACAAAGACUUCUUUUACAUAUGUCCCGCGCACUUGAAAGAUCGCAAUUUCUGCUCUGCGGUUGUGGAUACGGCGGGGGCGGAGGCGAAGGUGAAGGAGGCGCUGCAGCAGCGGAAGAAGGAAAAGGAGAAGGAAAAGAAGGGUGAAGAGUCUAAGGAGAAGAAUGGAGAGGAGAAGAAAGAUGCAGACAAGGACAAGGGGAAAGAUAAAGAUGCUAGAUCGGAUGAGAAGGAGAGGGAUGAUAAGAUCGAGUCUCUCAAGAAGCAAGAGAAGGGACAAGGAAACACACCUACAGACGACUCAGACUCAUCCCGUGUAUUCUCUCUGCACAAGAACUUCUACCAGAUGCGCAUCGACCGCCUGCGUAAUGUCGAAAUGGCCAAGCGCAAUCGUCAACGGUUACAGGAUCCAUCGCUGUUCCCGUCCGUUCCGUCGGGGGGUCUUUGACUAAACUCCCUGAGGACGAGCAUACAGAUACCACACUACUGUCUAGACGUAUAUCGGAAGUCAUCGGAUUCAUGCAUUGGCCUAGAGCCGACAGAAAUCAGCUCAACGCCAUGACGAUUGUAAUAUCAAAUGGCCAACUAGCUCUGCAUCGCCCCAUUCUCAAUCUAGCUACGCCGACUCGCUGUUCUAGAUGCAAUUGCCUUUGACCACAUCAACAGGGCUGUGCUGCUGCACUGCGCGUACCCGGUUGAUCAAGAACAGACAUCCGGGUUUACUGGGUCUGUACACCGUGCUCUGCUGCCUCCCGUGAGGUGAGAUA